AUGGUUAGUUUGAGGCAAUUUUACGAACAUUCAGUUGAACCGCAAGCCCAAUUUGAUCGAUCAGUAAAAUCUCCAAAACUAUAUGGUGUUGUAGAACUCGAGAUUGAAGUAUCGGAAUUGUUGGAAAAUAUUUCGAUCGCCUUGCACUAUUUACAGAAACUUAGUUUACUCGCUGCGACUAAUUCUGAACUGGGAAUUUUUCAAAAAGAUAUCAUGGCACUGAUAUACACUGUUACAAAUCUCAAACAUAAAAUACAAAAAACAUUCAAAGAUGUCACCUUUCAGGAAGAUAUCCAUGGUUUGAUAUCAAGUAAAGAGAACAUUCGUGAGUUAACUUCAACAGAACAGACAGAUAAAACAUGGCGCAAUAUUCAAGAACCUAAAGAACUUCGUCAAACACAAAGUGAAACUGCUUUUCAUUAUCGCUUUCCAGCUGGUUCUUCCACUAUUGCUUCUACAAGAAAGAAUCUUCCAUGGAUCACGGAGAAAAGACAGAAAAAAGUAAAAUCAAAAGAAAAGAAACAGAAUCAUAGAAAAAUUGGUUUAAAUAUUUUCGAAGAGAUUAUUCAAGAUUCCGGAUGUAAGCAAUCGGAGUCGAAGCAGAUAGUAAAGUUAUCAAGCUAUGAUUUUUCGAACAAUUCAGAAGCAACAACAUUUCCUCUUUCAUGGACAGAACGAAAUAUUAAAAAAUGGAAGAAAUUGGAGGAUUUGAAUUCCAAAGAAAUUAAAAAUUCAGAGAAUGUGAAGGAAAUUUCUGAUCCAAUAUUUUUGAAGCAAGUAGAAUAUCAGCAGUUUCAGACGAAACAAGACUUAACUAAAACCACAAGAAUUAUAAAAAAUUUGGACAAAGUUCGAUGUUCUGUUCCACGAAUGUCAUGGAAUCUUAUCUAA
Acanthocheilonema viteae is the source of this 891-nucleotide messenger RNA. The record is from the annotation of a GenBank genome assembly. Lineage: Eukaryota; Metazoa; Nematoda; Chromadorea; Rhabditida; Onchocercidae.